AUGGAGUACUACCAUGGAUCCAUACUGAGGAAAGGGAGUAUCACUAAUGUGGUUGGGGAACCACAAAAAACAACGUGCACUAUCAAACUUGUUGGAUUCGACGCAAGCAAAAAGAUUGCGGUCAUUAAAGUCGUGCGCAGCAUAUGCGGACUGGGUCUACGUGAAUCAAAGGAACUCGUAGAAAGUUUCCCGCGCGCAAUAAAAAAAGACGUCCCACGGGAAGAAGCGGAAAAGUUUGCAAAAGAAAUACAAGAAGCAGGAGGAACUGUCGAUUUGGAAUAA
Molecule: messenger RNA, 282 nt
Organism: Theileria equi strain WA
Lineage: Eukaryota; Apicomplexa; Aconoidasida; Piroplasmida; Theileriidae
Product: 60S ribosomal protein L7/L12 family member protein
Exons: 3
Coding region: 1-282 (93 amino acids)
Biological process (GO): translation
Cellular component (GO): ribosome
Molecular function (GO): structural constituent of ribosome
Source: RefSeq, a predicted model, not a curated record